Messenger RNA from Bombyx mori (domestic silkworm), 4575 nucleotides. RefSeq names its product torso-like protein (gene tsl). The transcript is spliced from 8 exons. The record is from RefSeq and is a predicted model, not a curated record. The coding region runs from base 421 to 1578 and encodes 385 amino acids. Lineage: Eukaryota; Metazoa; Arthropoda; Insecta; Lepidoptera; Bombycidae.
UUAAGUAACUCGCUAGACGCUCGCAGUCACUGACUCACUGAACUGUUUGAUACGGACCGACUAGUUAGUUGAAUCCUGAUUGCCGUGUUCGCGGUUGCUUUUGCGCUAAAAAUAUCUCCCGCGAUUCAGAUAACUUUAAAAUAUUCAACUACCACUUUUUUCAAUGAGAAUAACUUAAACCUUAUUGUGUUGUUAGUAUUACGAUUACCUCGACUCAAAACAGCAUGUUCGAAAAAUAAAACAGCAACUUUAACGUGAAAAACGCUUUGUUUAUAAAAUUUCGCGGUAAUUCUAGUGUUUGUGAAUGGUGUACCUAUCUCAGAUGUUGUGGGUAUAAAAGGAUGUUGUCAUUAUCGAUGUGUUUAAGCAACAAUUCUGAAGUUUAAUGGAAUUCUGUGAACGGUGUAGCUAGUCGGUGUGAUGGUGCGGACCCUCACAGUUCUGCUGCUGGUGGUAGCUCUGUGCCGCGCUGCCACCCAUGACUCAGAGCUUGGCGUCGGGAAGGCCAUCAACAUAUUUAUGAGAUAUGGCUACCUCAGCAUAUGCAUGCGAGUUGUUCCCCGGAACGACACAGAGAACUGGGUUUUCCGGGAGCCGACAGUCAGCGUUUUCCGGGACGUGGAGCAAUACAGCGUCGCGCCCAAACCUCGCCAGCCGAAGACACUGUUCGACGGAGACUUCCACAUGGAGUUCUGCGAUAACCUGAAGCAACUGCUGCAAGCGUAUUUCAGGGAUUUCACUUUUGAAAGGCUGGAGCGUCCAUGGCGGGCGUUCACGGCUGGCUGGCCCACAGACAUAAUGGCCAGAAACUUGGGGAUCAACUCCUCGUUCAUCAAUGGCGACCACUGCUACGUGCUCGUCAGAGUUUCCAGGUUCCGCGAAACGGGAAAACUAAAGGACUUGCCACAGAACAUAGGAGUUGAGGAUGUGGUGUUUGACGCCAUCCAAGAUUCAAUCAUUGGGGAUACGGCAUCCAUUGCCGAUUUCAUACGCAAAUACGGAUCGCACUACAUUGCAUCCUAUAUUACUGGUAACUCUCUGUACCAGGUGUUUGUCUUCUCCCGGGGCGUGUACUCCAGGGUCAAAGACCGCGUCAAGUCUAACGGGGUCGGUGACCUAUCUGUCACUGAGCUAAACAAUUUCUUCUCGCCGUUCUUCGCUGAACACGUCGGAGUAGUCAAGGUGUUUGUAUUCUCUAGAACCGCCUACUCUAUGAUCAAAGAGAGAUUAAAGAGUAAGGGUGUGGCAGAUAUAACCGCAAAGGAAUUAGAGGGAUACUUUUCACCGUGGCAUGCCAAACAUAUCGGACAGAUUAAGGUCGCCAGCGGUAACAAAACAGUAGAGAGCUGGGCGACGAAACGUCUAAGGAUGCAUUACUAUAUCUUCUCAUACCCGAGUCUCCUGAAACUCCACGGGGAACCGGCGUUACUACGCAACCUAGACACGUUAUUAGGAAAUGAAGCUCUAUUGCAAUUGGAAUUAAAGACAUUAUCGCCCGCAUUCAAAGACGCGAACAAAAGGAAGUGGUUCGAAGAGGUCAUAGACAAUUAUUUAAAACUUUGGGAGAGUAAUAUGUGAUGAAUUUGUUUUAAUUGAUGAAAUGUACAUAGGAAAUGUGGAACAAUCAUUGUGUGCCUUAUCAUUAAGUAAUAAAAUAUAUUAUAUAAGUAAGUUUUCCUAAAAAAAGAUUAUCUAUUCCGCCAUUUUGUUUUAACAUCCACCAUGAUAGUUUUAAAGAGAUAAAUAACUAUGGCGCGUAGAUGUAAAAAGCGCCAUCUUGUUUAAAAGACAAAUUGAAAAAGUGGCUGGUUUUAAACAGAGUUAAGUGUGGUAUUUUACGGUGUUGUUUUUUUUAAUCUUUCCACUUGCUACUGUGGCUCCCCCCUUAAUUGGCUCGUUUCCAGUGGACACUUUUUACACUGAGAUGGUGCUCCAUACCUCUACCCUCUAUAUAAAUAAUACACAGGGUUGAAAGCUUUUUGGAUACGAACCAGUGAUGGACUUAGGACUUUGAUGUCGUCAUAGGCUCUUUUUAUCGCGCUGUUCUUAAUGCUAGAAUAAAUUUUGUCAACUUUGGUCCAAUAUUUUUAUUUUAAGUUUAAAAUAACUUUACAUUUUAUUUUUUUAUAAAAAUUUAUCUGUACUCAUUUUCAAAAGAGAUUGUCUUUACCUUUUUGCCAUUUCGGAAAUUUUGGCAUUUGAAAAAUUUUGUCGCCCCUCAAAUCGUAAAUCCAUCACUGAUCCGAACACAAAUUUCGAACCCACAAUAACACAAAAAAUCAAGUUUUUGCGUAUAAAAAUAUACACAUUAACAAAGCACGCAAUGUAUUACAAAUAUUGAUUACAUGACGGUGAGCGCCUUCAAAGGAAUGCGCGAAUACAUUGCGGUUUUACAACAUCAUGAACUCAAACGUAAAUAAAGUAAUUAUUUGGGUCCGUUUACACUAAAGAUCUUAAUCGUCUCGGUUAAGGACCUGUUAUAGAUACAUGUACGCGAUCACAUUCUUAUCAUUUAGUGCUAUGAAGAAUAAACAUGGAGGAAUAUUAUGUAUCGUAUACGUGCUUUAAAAGGAUAAUGGUAAUCCUAUAGUAUCUCAAUGGAACCGCUUGCUAAUGGAAAUAUACAAUCUGGCAAAUAGAAUUAUUGAUAUGUCACAACAUAUUCUAAGGUUCGCGAAGUCGGGUAAUCAUUUCCCCGGCCCCUAAAGAUUAUUGAGUUUAGUUAAUAAAAUCACAAUUAAUAAGUAGAUGUUUUGUAAAAACAACUGAAAAUACAACUAAGCAAUUAAUUUAAUUAUCAUAACCUAAAAAUUUAGACAUAUGUGGUACAGAGGCGCCAUCUUAAUAUAAGGAUUCCGGCAUAGUCGGUAGCCUUCAUUAUACUCCUACCCUCCAUAUUUAAAUAAAUUCGUUGUAUAAAAUAAAAAUAAAUGCAUCUUGAAAACAGUAAAUCUUUCAAGAGACAAAAUAAAAAAACCCGUGAUCAAUGUUCUAGCGGAACGUAAUCACCCAAAUUUCAUAAUUGGCAUGUAUAUUGACUGGCUAAAAAGUCAAAUAAAAUGAUUCAUGUCAAUUAUAAAACACGUCCUUCAACUAUAAAUAAAUUCAACAGAGUCUGAAGAUCGAAUGUCUGUAAUAUAAUUUCAUGAGUAGUAAAAACCGUAACUCUGUUUCCUUAAAGCCCAUAUUCCAUUGUAUACAACAUCGGACUUUUCGAUACUAAGAGCGAAAUUAGAAGUUUUAAUUUAUCCAUUUCGUUCACACGAGGGAAACUUAACGCACUUAAAUUUUGAUCACGGAAAUUUCUUUUGGAGAAUUGUUAAAUAAAAAAAAAUCUCCAGAAAAUGUGUGUUUUGUUACAAUGUUAUCUCAAAUUUUUUGUUAUUGUUGUACUCUCGUGCGUCUAAAUAUUCACGACUUAAAACGGUAUUAAAAUUAAUAAAUGAUGGCUAAAUUAUGACCAUAUAGCAAAAUUCUUUAUAAGUAAUCAAAACUUGUCACAAAUUAAAUAUAACAAUGUUGCAUAUUCCUUUAAAAACAUCACAAUAUCGUUAACUGAGUAUUCAACUCGACCAACAGAAUGUCCUGUAUUUUCAAAUAGUACAAAGUAUUUUAAAAUCAUUAUGUAAUGUAUGACUGUUCAAUUUUAUUAAUGAAUUGUGAAAUUAAGUAUUUCAGGGUACGUGCGCUCAAUAAGUGCCUUAUUUGUUAGUCUAUAAUUUAUUAAGCGGUGUUUUAAAUUAUAAAAUGGCUUGCUGAAAGUAAAUUCCUGUCCUACUAAGGCAGGACUAAUACUAAAGCCUGGCACAUUUUUGGUCACGAAGGCAGUGGGCAAGUGUGUAUACCAGCGGUUGGGGAACCGGGGUAACCCCAAAAGGGGUAAAAUGAAAUUUUGGGGGGUAAAAAUGAAACUUUUGUCAGUAAAAAAAAAAAAAUAGAAGUAAAAUUUCUUUAGAAUCGUUAAAUUUUUAGUUAUUGUUUUUUUUUUUCAAAAUUAUCAUUGGGUCUAUAAUAUGAAAGAUACUAAAAAGAAGCGAUUUCGUUUUUUUUUGUUCUUCGCCAUGGGGUAAUUUCAACUUACACAAAAAUAUUUAGGUAAUAAUUAAAAAAGUUCCCCGACCGCUGGUGUAUACCAAAACAGUAAGAAAGUUGUUCCUGUUUGAAAGUUAUUAGAUCAACUUCAACUAUAUAGUUCUAACGACUUCAACGUAAUUUGUAAAUAAUGGGAAACCAUCGUAAUGUUAAAUUGUUCUGUGACUCUUCUUACGUUACGUUAAAUGCCUAAACGAAUAAAAGUCCUCAAACAAAGGGGUCAUUUUAAGAAUGUUUUAACUUUAACUUGAAAAUAACGCCAUCUAUUGAGUUUAUAUUGAAACAAUACAAUGUUAAUUUGAUCAUCAUUAAAUUACAAUUUAUUAGUGAAAUAUUUUCAAUUUUCUUUUUUUAUAUUAUCAUGUCGGAAAAUUUGAUUGAAUUUAAAAUGCAUUUAAUAUGAUUAAUAAACAAUGUAAUACAAAAUGUGUAAAAUUGAUCUAAAUAAAAAUAGUAAUUUAAUAAAUGAAUGUGAAGACAAAA